Pantherophis guttatus is the source of this 6428-nucleotide messenger RNA. RefSeq names its product spondin 1 (gene SPON1). NCBI's taxonomy places the organism in Eukaryota, Metazoa, Chordata, Lepidosauria, Squamata, Colubridae. The record is from RefSeq and is a predicted model, not a curated record. Gene Ontology annotation, biological process: cell adhesion. Gene Ontology annotation, cellular component: extracellular matrix.
GUUUGCAGUGUCUGGUGGCCGGGAGAACGAGAGCGGUCAAUAAGAACAUUCCUGCUCGCUCUUUUCUCCAGAGUUUCUAUAGACCAAGGCAGGAAUGUAGGUGAUUAAUUCCGAGGCUCUGCCGUUCGAUCCAAGCGCCCGCACACAGACACACACACACACACACACACACUCGCGUCUUGGAGACGACAGCGCCGUACCCCCGUAACCAAACCACCCAGCGCUGCUAUUAUUCGCCGACCCCCCCACCCCGCGAACUGAGCCGGACUUUUAAGUAAACACCAGCGAGCUGCUAAUGACAAGGUCUGCGAAAGGAAAACCCGCACUUCACUUCGCAGCUGGGCAAGAUCAGCCCUUCUCCCUUUCAGAUCAGCCCGUCUGUUUGGCUAAGCGGAUCCUUCCGAUCGAGCGGAAGAAAGCCGCGUUAAAAAAAAAAGAAGGAUCCCUUAGCCUUUUCCGCGCUCUCUCCCCAAGGCUUGGGAGGCGGUGGGGAGGAGAGAGAGAGAGAGAAAGCCUCCUUGAGCUGCAACUGAUUAAAAGGCUGCGUUGGGUUAGUUCUUGUGGCUUGCUUGGUUUUCUCCCGAGCCGAGAAAGGAAAGGCGGAGUGGUGGUGUGUGUUUGUGUGUGUGUGUGGGGGGGGGGUGGCAGGCUUUCCCCCAGCCGUCUCUUUCAACCUGUCCGCGUUGUGAUUCCGGCAGCCGCAGCUCAAGCCCAGCCGUUUCCUUGGCUUUUUUUUUUUUAUUUUUUAUUUUGGUGAAGUUGUUUGAGGCGCCCGCAGGAUGGGACGUUGCCGGCUUUCUCCGGCUGCUUUCCCAGCCCUGCAGUUGCUCGCCUGGACUUUCCCGCUGGUGACAUUGGCUUCGUUGCCGGACGAAACCUUAGAGAGAGCUUCGAAAUCCGAAGGCUACUGCAGCCGGAUCCUGCGAGCCCAAGGCACGAGGAGGGAAGGUUAUAAUGAAUUUAGCCUCCGCGUGGAAGGCGAUCCGGAUUUCUACAAGCCCGGAAACAGUUACCGGGUAACACUAUCUGCAGCUACACCAGCCUAUUUUCGUGGAUUCACAUUGAUUGCUUUGAAAGAAGGCAAAGAAGGAGACAAAGAGGAAGACCAUGCUGGUACUUUCCAGAUUAUAGAUGAAGAAGAAACACAGUUUAUGAGUAAUUGUCCUGUGGCUGUGACAGAGAGUACACCAAGAAGGAGGACUCGCAUUCAGGUGUUUUGGACAGCUCCUUCUUUGGGCACAGGAUGUGUAAUUUUGAAAGCAAGUAUUGUACAAAAGCGAAUUAUUUAUUUUCAAGAUGAAGGAUCUCUCACGAAGAGAUUGUGUGAGCAAGACUCCGCCAUGGACGGUGUGACAGAUAAGCCAAUCAUAGACUGCUGUGCCUGUGGAACUGCUAAAUAUAGGCUUACCUUUUAUGGAAACUGGUCAGAGAAAUCACAUCCAAAAGAUUAUCCACGACGAGCCAACCACUGGUCUGCAAUUAUUGGUGGAUCUCAUUCCAAAAACUAUGUUCUUUGGGAAUAUGGAGGAUACGCAAGUGAAGGGGUGAAGCAAGUUGCAGAGCUGGGAUCCCCAGUUAAAAUGGAAGAAGAAAUUAGGCAACAGAGUGAUGAGGUUUUGACUGUCAUCAAAGCAAAAGCACAGUGGCCUGCCUGGCAACCACUAAAUGUGAGAGCAGCUCCCUCUGCUGAAUUUUCUGUGGACAGAACACGCCACCUUAUGUCUUUCCUUACUAUGCUAGGCCCCAGCCCUGACUGGAAUGUAGGGCUUUCAGCUGAAGACCUGUGCACCAAGGACUGCGGAUGGGUCCAGAAGGUGAUUCAGGACUUGAUCCCAUGGGAUGCUGGCACUGACAGUGGAGUCACCUAUGAGUCAUCCAACAAGCCAACAGUACCUCAGGAGAAGAUAAGACCACUCACAAGUCUAGACCAUCCUCAAAGUCCUUUUUAUGACCCUGAAGGAGGUUCCAUUAAAUCAGUAGCCAGAGUUGUCAUUGAGAGGAUUGCACGAAAGGGGGAACAGUGCAAUAUUCUUCCUGAUAGCAUCGAUGACAUUGUUGCAGAUCUUGCUGCAGAAGCUCCAGAAGACGAAGAUGAUACUCCUGAAACCUGCAUCUAUUCGAAUUGGUCUCCCUGGUCAGCCUGUAGCUCUUCCACAUGUGAAAAGGGCAAGCGGAUGAGGCAGAGAAUGCUCAAAGCCCAGCUUGACCUCAGUGUGCCUUGUCCAGAAACUCAGGACUUCCAGCCUUGUAUGGGCCCAGGCUGUAGUGAUGAAGAUGGCUCUACAUGCAUGAUGUCUGAGUGGAUAACGUGGUCCCCUUGUAGUGUAUCUUGUGGCAUGGGAAUGCGAUCAAGAGAGCGUUAUGUGAAGCAGUUCCCGGAGGAUGGCUCCAUGUGCAAAGUGCCUACAGAAGAAACGGAGAAAUGCAUUGUAAAUGAAGAAUGUUCUCCUAGCAGUUGCUUGGUAACCGAAUGGGGAGAGUGGGAUGAAUGCAGUGCCAGCUGUGGGAUGGGAAUGAAGAAGAGACACAGAAUGAUCAAGAUGACCCCAGCAGAUGGAUCCAUGUGCAAAGCAGAAACCACAGAAGCUGAGAAAUGCAUGAAUCCCGAAUGCCAUACCAUUCCCUGCCUGCUUUCUCCUUGGUCUGAAUGGAGCGACUGCAGUGUUACUUGUGGAAAGGGGAUGAGGACCAGGCAAAGGAUGCUAAAAUCUGCUGCGGAGCUUGGAGAUUGCAAUGAAGAACUAGAACAAGUAGAGAAAUGCAUGCUGCCAGAGUGUCCAAUUGACUGUGAUCUGACAGAAUGGUCUCAGUGGUCUGAAUGCAAUAAGUCUUGUGGGAAAGGCCAUAUGAUCAGGACAAGAAUGAUCAAAAUGGAACCUCAGUUUGGAGGCGCUCCAUGCCCAGAAACUGUACAACGUAAAAAAUGCCGAAUAAGAAAAUGCUUGAGAAACCCCAAUAUUGAGAAAAGGCGCUGGAAAGAAUCUCGGGAGAAAAGGAGGAGUGAACAAGCGAAAGAAGAUGUAGAUGGUGGGCAAUUCCCAGGUUGCAAAAUGAAGCCAUGGACUGCUUGGUCAGAAUGCACCAAACUGUGUGGGGGUGGAAUCCAGGAGAGGUUUAUGACCGUCAAGAAGCGUUUCAAAAGCAGUCAGUUCACUAGCUGCAAAGACAAGAAGGAAUUAAGAGCCUGCAAUGUUCAUCCCUGUUAGCAAACCGAAGUCUUUUGGAUAAUGCACUCCUGAGCUAAAUGUAAAAAAAUCAACCUUGGUUUGAUUUUUUUUUAAAAAAACAGAAAAUAUAUAAAUUGUGUAUAUUAGUCUUCAUUUUUGCAGUGUGGUUUGCUUAAUUAGUCUUGCUGGUGCAAGAGAUCUAUUUUAUAAAUACUUCCUUACAAAUAUCUGCUGAGAGUAGCUCCUUAAUGCUCCAGCUAGCCCUUAACGCAUAAAACUAGUGAAGUCAUUGUGAAAUCUUAUAACACUGAAAUUAUAGACAUAUCUGUGUGGACAAACCAUAAUCAUAGAAAUAGUCCCUGUAAAUACUUGGGAUGCAUGCAGAAAUGAUACCGCAAACUUAAAUAUUUGGAAACCAUUUUCAAAAUACUGAAAGCAGUGCCUCUGUGUUUAUACAGCUGUGCCAAGGAAUUACUUUAAUAAUACUACAGGUGCAUAUUGAUCUUUAACCAUCAGCAAUGUAAAAAAAAAUGGUAUUUAUAGCAAUCCUUUGACAAUAUCCCUUUUCUUCUUCCUGCAAUUGCUUAGACCCCUAUUAAAUAAAUCACCUUAUGAUUGUUUCCAUUAAGAAAGGAAAGCAAACAUAAGCUGCCCAGACAGUGAAGAGUAAGGAGGAACAAUUUUCCAUCUGUAAGCCAUAUGUCAAUUAGCUAGUAAGCUGCAUUUAAAAAUAUCUUCCAUACUCUCUCACAGUCAUAUGCUAGAUGAUAAGGUACAGGAAAAUAUCCUCCCUUAACAAAUUCUCCUUGCGUGCAACAUAGCUAGGCAAAUACAUUUCAGAAGCUUGAGGGGAAACUGUGGACUUUUACAGAGUUAACCAGUGUAAAUAAACAAUAUAAAUACUCACAAAAGAUGUGAAUCUCCCCAGCUCUAGAGUAGCUGAUCUUAUUCUAUCCACCAAGCCCAGGAAGAACUAAGGAGCAUUUUAUUUUGUUUGCUUCAGAAUUUAAUUUUGCUUCUUUGUCACACAACUUAAUUUGGCUUCUAUUCCUCUUACAUAAAUGUCCCUGCAUUCGUCAUGUUUUUGCUUUAUUUUUCUACUCUGUAACUCAGUGGUGAACAAAGCACGUGCAGAAAAUAGCUGCUUUGUGGGAACAUGGUGUUACUAAUUUCCAAGCGUGCACACCCCUACUCACAAAGAGCAAAGGAAAAAGCAUAGCUAUUUGAAAAAUGUCAUGAAGUUGAAGGAUUAGAUAAAUGCCAGUACCACUGACAGGUUCCUUAGGGACAUCUUAGGAAUGAAGAUGAAAGCUCCUGUAUUUGUAUUAUAAAAUAUUAUUACAGGCUUAUAGCUUGAACUUUUAGAUUUCAGUUUCCAUAAUCCCUAGUCAACACAGAUGGUUGAAAAGACCGCCAUAAAAAAAAAUCAGAUUGUCUGUCUGCAAUUUAACACAUAACUAUGUGACAUGUUUUGCAAACGAAAAACAAGAUGGCUUAAAUUAAUAAAUGCCAAAUGCCAGUAUACAUUAGAUCCCCAAACAGAAAAUUUUAACUUAAAAGCAUGAAGCCUGAUCAUGUCAAGCAGGAACUGGGUCAAUAUAUUUACAGAAUUAACUGGCUUGGCCUUUUUAGAUAGUAGAAAUCCUUAGCACCUUGGGGGCACAUGGGGAAGGGUUUUUAGCUUCCAAAGAUUAGCAAUGUUCUUUUCCCCCAAAGAUUUAUGUACAGGUACAUAUACUUUCAUUUUUACCACUUCCAUAUGACCACACAAUCUUCCUUUUUAUGAAAUUUCCAAAGUUCCUCCAUCUAAAUCUAGAUAAGGCUAUGGCUCAACUAGCUUGCUAGAAAUGUACCCUCAUAAAUUAUAUUACAAUUAUUGUACUUUUUCAUUCUGAACAGCCAGUCAUUUUUAAUGUAACUCACCCAAAAACACUGGAGUCCAAGGCACAGAGUGAACAUAGGAGUUCUAUAGGUCCAGCAUAUGGGCACGUAUAGAGCAGAAACAUCUUGAAGCAGCAAACAUUUUCCAAGUUGCUAUCAGUAUUGGGAUCCCCAGUCUUCAGAUAUUAAAAGUUCUGUUGUUUUAUGAUGAUAAAUUAGUCAUCCAUCCAAUCAAAAUAUGCAUGAAAUGUGUACACUCCUCAUGAAUUUAACUGCAACAAACAGUUCCUUUUAUGCUGUGAUGUAUUAAAUAUUGCUGACUGUCUUAGAAGAGUGUUGGCUCUAGUGAACUAAAGUACAAACACUCUGCCUGAUUUCAGAGGAAUUCAAAAUUGGUAUUUCACUGGGGGCAGUAUUUGACUGACAGAAUGGUUGCACAGUUGCCUUUAAUUUCUUUAAUGUCUAAUAGUAUUAUGAAUGGUUGGCUAACUUUUCAAAGGAUUGCUAUCAGAAAGCAUGACAAAGCUUGCAGAUGAAUAUAAUUUCCAUCUUAUAUCAGUCAGUAGUUGUCCCAGUUCAUACUGGGGAAAAAAAAGAAAAUAUUAUAAUUUGUUUCAAAGGGAUUUUUGUCUUGAAGCUUGUGACUCUUCACAGAAUAAUACAUAAAAAGUAUCAGAAGAAAAUGAAGGGGGGGGAAUACAGAAGAAAUCUAAUCCAAUUAAAGUUAUUCCAUUCUUUUAAUUAUGGAUUUUAAUUAAGAUUACCUUGUACCACUCAAUUUAGAUGAAUUUAAUUAUAUCUAAUGUAUUGAAAUCUUUAAGAUUUCUUUGUUAAGAAACGAACUCAUUGUGAUAUGGAAUACGUAUUCUGAAUAUGUAUUUGAAUUGCUACAAACCUUGUAGUAUAAUAUUGGCUCCACAUCAACCAAUUAAAAUAUAUGGAGGAUUUUUUUUUUACAAUAAUUCAUGUCUCUUGCACACUUGAGAACCAAAACGCAGAUAUAGAGUAGCUAUAAAAAUUUUAUACACCUCACUGACCAUUUAUUAACAUUGGUAUAUCUUCUUGUUCCUCUUUGUUGUUGUUGUUUUUUUAAAAUAAAUAAUCUGUAGAAACUUUACAAGCAAUGAACAGAAAUGCUGGGGGGAUUACAUGUACAAUAGAUUUUAAUAAACACUACUUGGUUUUUUUUAAAAAAAAUUAAGAAAAGAUCCUCUUUUAUUUUAAGUUUUUUUGUUAUUUUGGGUUCGCAAUGAAAUUUUUGAGAAAACUGUUAUGGAUAUAUUUCCUACCAAAGUCUUGUGUAGAUGUUUUGUAUGUAGUUGUCUGGCUAACACAUUAUUAUUUUGGAAUAAAGACAUCUUUACUAUGAAAACAAAAACA